AUGCGGAUGAACAACUCGCAGCAGAAAACCAGCAAAACCGCUGCAGACGGCGCCGAGGGGGUGAAGCCGCCAUCCCAGGGCGCCGCAGGUGCCGAAUUCCCGCUCGCUCUGCCGGCGUCUGGGUGCCGCGUCUCGUUUCGGUGCGGGAGUGGGGCGCGGAGGGAGGGAGCCCUGCGUGUAGUUCAGGGGCCGGAGUGCCGCCCGCCGCCGAACCGCUGCACGGAUAGCUGUGGGGAAGCAGCGCUCCGCGGUCUGCCUUCGGAGUGCGAAAAUGAGCAUACAGGAGUCAGCGUUGUGCCUCCUUACAGCGACCUUCUGGGCUCUACCUGCCUGAACAACAACCGUUCUGCUUUACGGGUGUGUUUGGUUACUGUCGUGUUGGCGGAUCUUAGUGGCUCCAUAACAGCUCCAGAUGUUAAGCUAAAUCUUGGAGGAGAAUUCAUCAAAGAAUCUACUGCAACUACAUUCCUAAGGGAAGAACUCGACAUUGAUCUGAAGGAUAUUUACUACAAAAUUCGAUGUGUGUUGAUGCCUAUGCCAUCUCUUGGGUUUAAUAGACAGGUAGUGAGAGACAAUCCAGACUUUUGGGGUCCUCUGGCAGUUGUCCUCUUCUUCUCAAUGAUUUCAUUAUAUGGACAAUUUAAGGUUGUUUCUUGGAUUAUAACUAUUUGGAUAUUUGGAUCCUUGACAAUAUUUUUACUGGCCAGGGUUCUUGGAGGAGAAGUUGCUUAUGGCCAAGUUCUUGGUGUGAUAGGAUAUUCCCUACUGCCCCUCAUUGUCAUAGCACCUGUACUUUUGGUGGUUGGAUCAUUUGAUGUUGUUUCUACCCUAAUAAAAUUGUUUGGAGUCUUUUGGGCUGCAUACAGUGCUGCAUCAUUACUAGUGGGAGAAGAAUUCAAGACCAAGAAACCCCUACUAAUUUAUCCAAUCUUUUUAUUAUACAUUUAUUUUCUGUCCUUGUACACUGGGGUGUGAUCUAGUGCAAGAUGUGGCCAGAAACUGUAUUUUAGUCACUUGCAGACUGAUAACGCGUAAGAUUAAGGAGGCUGGCGAUAAUAUAAGUGACUGUUUUGUAUCCGGUUGUCAAGAUGUUUUAAGAUCGAAGAGCAUAUUUGUGUAUAUUAUUUAAUGAAGCAAUUGUAGCUAUAUAGAUUUGUAUCAAAGUUCUAGGUUUGUUUAGGACUCUUCAGAUUUUAAUGAACAAAAUAAAAGAACCUUGAGUUUUAUAAGAAAGUGUAGCAAAAACACAACUCGAUACCUGUGCCAAAAGCACUAGGACCAGAUUACUAUAUUCGAGGAGAAAAAAUGAGAAGUUAACUGUAACAAUCUCAAAGUGCAAUUUUUCUUUUGAGCUUAAACACAGCUGGCUGCUUUUGGCACAGCAAAUUCUGUAGAUAAUAUAUAUUUAUGAAACAGUCCUGAUUGUUCACAGAAUAGUCUGUAUAAUGAAGACAUGAAGAUACUACUUUUAAUUUAGUGCCUCAGUUACUUUGAUUUGGCUAUUGAGUUUUUAUAAAUUCCCAUUUGUUUUCAAAACAUGUAUAUACUGUGCAUUUUGUAUCUAUGGCUUGUGUGUAGCGUGAAUACUCCUUGGUUAAGGAUGUAUAUUGGGUUUUUAAAAAUUGAAGAUACGAAUAUUUGAAGUCUUCAUUUACUAUCUCUGACCAAAGGAGCAAGACACUUACCGUGUGACAUAAUUAAUUAAAAUGCAUAUUUAGAGAAUCAAGUUAUUUUACUUAAAAGUAUAAAUUUACAGAGAAACGGGUGAACACCUUUCUCAACUGUAGUGCUGGCUUAACGUUGGAGAAAAAAGAUGAUCUAUCAAAUUUGUGUGAUCUUUAAACAAUGUUAUUUUAUGAUGACAAAAUAAAAAUAAUGCUUCCCUAA
Opisthocomus hoazin is the source of this 1887-nucleotide messenger RNA. The record is from RefSeq and is a predicted model, not a curated record. NCBI's taxonomy places the organism in Eukaryota, Metazoa, Chordata, Aves, Opisthocomiformes, Opisthocomidae.